Lactuca saligna is the source of this 1001-nucleotide messenger RNA. Lineage: Eukaryota; Viridiplantae; Streptophyta; Magnoliopsida; Asterales; Asteraceae. The record is from the annotation of a GenBank genome assembly.
GCCAAAAUAAAAACCCUAAAAAAGAUCUAUUGUGAUUUUAGCCACCAAAAUAAGAACACCACCUUGAAAGCGUAGUAUUUACAAAAGCCCCCAUAAGCGGCAAGCACUCUGUUUAACAGUGAAGAUGAAUGUGUAUUCAUGGUUUCGACUUAGCAAAAAGGGAUCUUCAUCGCAAUCAGCAACGACAACGGCAACAAGCAAUCAAAACAAUGAAGAACAGUUGUAUGGAAUCACUGAGGAGUUGAUUGAUCUCAUCAAGUCGUUCACUCUUGAAACAUUCAAGAACUUCAAUCUCCAAGAUGAACAAGGAGCCGAUGAUGGAGCUGAAUCAACUUCUGGGAAUAUACAAAAGGAUUUGUCUGAUUGGCAAGAGAAACAUGCCGUCCUUGUCCUAUCAAAGGCCAAGGAACUAUCACAACUUAGGUUUAGAUUAUGUCCUCGCUACUUGAAAGAAGGACAAUUUUGGAGAAUUUAUUUUAUCCUUGUGAAGAACUAUGUUGCAAAAUAUGAGUUGCAUGCCAUACGAAUGGAGAAACUUAAACAGAUUGCAUCAGAGAAUAAGAAAAAAGACUCAAAUACAAAUGGAUAUGAAGUUGAAAUGUUGGAAUCAAGAAAGCCAAUACAUCCCAAACCUACAACUUCCCUUAAAUAGAAGGUGAAUCAUUCCAAAAGUUAAAACGGAAACAAGUUCAUGAAACAUGAAUUUUUAUGUAUUUUUUUUCUUUUGUAUAUACUUUUUAAGGUUAUAUCAUCUUGAAAGCAUCGUGGUAUCUCCUUAUGGAUAGCUUUAUAAAUCAUGAAAACAAGUAGUUACUAAACGAUACAUGAAGAUGGGGACAAAAUGGUCAUUUGUAUGGAUUUUAACAGAGCCCAUGGACUAAAAUUGCAAUCGAAAAUGAUCUUAGGGAUGAAAAAAAAAAAAAUGAAACUAUUUGAUUGUAUUGUAUCCAUCAAAAGUGAUAAAGCACCAACCACAUGGAUAGUUUUUUGUAAUUUAGUCG